Messenger RNA from Eurytemora carolleeae, 675 nucleotides. It is a transcript of the gene RpL40, whose product is annotated as ubiquitin-60S ribosomal protein L40. Gene Ontology annotation, biological process: modification-dependent protein catabolic process; protein ubiquitination; translation. The record is from RefSeq and is a predicted model, not a curated record. Gene Ontology annotation, molecular function: ubiquitin protein ligase binding; protein tag activity; structural constituent of ribosome. Gene Ontology annotation, cellular component: nucleus; ribosome; cytoplasm. Bases 93 to 518 code for a protein of 141 amino acids. The transcript has 4 exons. Lineage: Eukaryota; Metazoa; Arthropoda; Copepoda; Calanoida; Temoridae.
AACACGUUGCUAGAUACUGCACUGGGUGAAACUGUAUAUUUUUUUUGACGCGACAAGAUUUGCGACCAGAAACUAUUCUUCAUUGGUACAGAAUGAAAAAUAUUUUGUACCAAAAAUUACUUCAGAGCAAAAUGCAGAUAUUCGUGAAGACACUGACCGGAAAGACCAUCACCCUUGAGGUGGAGGCUAGCGACAGCAUUGAGAAUGUGAAAGCUAAAAUCCAGGACAAGGAGGGGAUUCCCCCAGAUCAGCAGAGAUUGAUCUUCGCUGGUAAACAGCUGGAAGAUGGAAGAACCCUCUCAGAUUACAAUAUUCAGAAGGAGUCUACCUUGCACUUGGUACUUCGUCUUCGCGGUGGAGUUAUUGAGCCAUCUCUGCGUCUUCUUGCCCAGAAGUAUAACUGUGACAAGGUUAUCUGCAGGAAGUGCUACGCCAGACUUCAUCCCAGGGCAACUAACUGCAGGAAAAAGGCAUGUGGACACACUUCCAACCUGAGACCCAAGAAGAAGCUGAAGUAAGUCUUCACCAUCCUACCCCUGCACGUGUUCUACUCAUAUGAACACGUGUUCCACCAGUUUACAAUUCUGUUCACAACAGUAAAUACUCAUGGUGAUCCAGGGAAAUUAAAGGCUGUGGAUAUUGUUGUUAAAAACUGAUGCAUUCUUUAAUUUCAGA